This is a messenger RNA of Sapajus apella (tufted capuchin), 3187 nucleotides long. RefSeq names its product calcium homeostasis modulator family member 2 (gene CALHM2). Bases 1849 to 2820 code for a protein of 323 amino acids. The transcript has 3 exons. Gene Ontology annotation, molecular function: monoatomic cation channel activity. Lineage: Eukaryota; Metazoa; Chordata; Mammalia; Primates; Cebidae. The record is from RefSeq and is a predicted model, not a curated record.
UGUCAGGGGAGCAUGGUAGGGCCGGUCCCACGCUGCCUCGAGGGAGAGAGGCCCCUAGCUGAGGUUCCCCCCACCCCGUGGGAGAGGGAGCAGUCCCGCCCCUCCCCCAGCCGCCGGUCUCUAGUCGUGACUGAUGGUGGAGGAGGUCCCACUGGGAGUCUAGAUGUGACCCGUCCCUGGCCUGGGGUUAGUGGUCUCAGAAGAGGGCCUGGCCCAUCCUCUGCUCACCACCCACCCUGUGCAAGUAUCUGGUACCCCACUUUGAGCCAGUUUAUGAACCCAGAGGCACAGGGAGCUAAUAGGAGCCUAGACGCCUAGGAGGGAAGAGGAUAAGGGAGAGGGGGCUGACUUUAGCCCAUUCAUCCCCAGCAGUGAUGCAAACUGCCUUUCCCAGGAAGUUAGACUGGAAACCCCUGGCUGUGAAGUGGGGGAAGAAUCAGACUCCUCCUCCUCCUCCUCCUGUUCCUCCUGGUCCUCCUCCCCCAGAUUCUUUUCUUGGAGUCGGCAUGGCCACAUGGCUCUGCCUGAGCCCAUCUGGCAGCCCUCCUUGGCAGGGACAGAAGAGGUGAUCUAGAGCUGAAGCCCGGAGGGGAACAGAGACAGGUCUCUCCGUGUCUGCUACUCACCCCAUCCCUCCACUGCUUAGCUUCCUCUGGCAUGGGGAGUUUUGUUUUUCACCCUCCAGAUGGGGAGGAUAUGGGGCCACACCCUGGCCUGUCUCAGGCUUGUGUGGGUGGAAGCUGGAAAAGGAGUUGGGAUAAACUUUGCUGUUGCCCGAGGCCUUGGCCACUUCCUGGCAGGUUGCCAGGGUCCGCUGCAGCCCAGACCAAGGCAGAGCGAUCUCAAUCUCCGGAUGAGCUGGUGGCACUGCUCAGCCUUUGCUCUCACCCAGGCUUCCGGCUGCUGGCAGGCGAGAUGGAGCGGGGCUGCUGGGAGGCUGCUGGAUAGGAGAGGAGUCACAGCUGCAGAAGAGGAGGUUCUCCGGGACACUCGUGGAUGAACUCCGCAAGGAGAGAGCAAGAGUCAGGAUGAUUUAUCCUCUUUUCACUGAGGAGGAAACUGAGGCCCAGAGAAAAGUCAUGAAGUGUGAUGAGACCCUGAGGUCCUUGCAAACUCCAGAGAUUCUGGCAUCUUGCUGUGCUCGCCCCAGCCCACACCGCAGGAUCCAGUCUGAGACCCUUAGCCACCUGGACACCCACUCUAGCUUUUACACCCUCAAGGCUGAGGCCCUGAGGACAUGCCCUGGAUUCAAGGAGUCCCAGACCCCUCAGCUAAUGUGUGCCACCUGGAAUCCCAGAGGGGAAGCCGGUCAGCACCCCACAUUCCCUAGCAGCACAGGCCAUCCCCAAGCCCUACCCUAGGAGAAGCUCGUGGUGGCAAAAAGAUACUGAGCAUUUGAGGCAGGUUACCCAAGCCUGAAUCUCAGUCUGCCUCUUAUCUGUGACCCUGGCGAGCCCCUCACCCUCAGGAAGCCUUCACUUUCCCUAGUGCACGGCGGGCACACAGCUCAGCGUGGGACUGUGAGGAUGGGAAGUGAGGAGUGCAAAGCACCUGGCGCCCUGGAAGAACUCCAUCAACAGUGGCAACUGUCACUUCCCCAGGCCCCCGCACUCCUUCCUUUCUCCUCAGCCUGGCCACACUAGCAUCUUCCUCAACUCCCGGUUUUCAGAUGGAAACUUAUGGGUCAUCUGCUCCACAGGAAACACCAGGCCAACCACACAGUUGGGGAUGAGAUAGCACAACCACGCCCUGCUGUCUGGCGCCCCCCAGCCCGCGCCCCUUCCUAGUACCACCAGCAACCAUCAAUCCUGUCUCCUCUCCUGCAAUCCACCCGCCACGACCAUCACCAUGGCAGCCCUGAUUGCAGAGAACUUCCGCUUCCUGUCACUCUUCUUCAAGAGCAAGGAUGUGAUGAUUUUCAACGGGCUGGUGGCACUGGGCACAGUGGGCAGCCAGGAACUCUUCUCUGUGGUGGCCUUCCACUGCCCCUGCUCGCCGGCCCGGAACUACCUAUAUGGGCUGGCGGCCAUCGGCGUGCCCGCCCUGGUGCUCUUCAUCAUCGGCAUCAUCCUCAACAAUCACACCUGGAACCUCGUGGCCGAGUGCCAGCACCGGAGGACCAAGAACUGCUCAGCCGCCCCCACCUUCCUCCUUCUAAGCUCCAUCUUGGGCCGAGCGGCUGUGGCCCCUGUCACCUGGUCUGUCAUCUCCUUGCUGCGUGGUGAGGCUUAUGUCUGUGCCCUCAGCGAGUUCGUGGACCCCUCCUCACUCACGGCCAGGGAAGAGCACUUCCCAUCAGCCCACGCCACCGAAAUCCUGGCCAGGUUUCCCUGCAAGGAAAACCCUCCCAACCUGACAGACUUCCGGGAAGAGGUCAUCCGCAGGCUCAGGUAUGAGUCCCAGCUCUUUGGGUGGCUGCUCAUUGGCGUGGUGGCCAUCCUGGUGUUCCUGACCAAGUGCCUCAAGCAUUACUGCUCACCACUCAGCUACCGCCAGGAGGCCUACUGGGCACAGUACCGCACCAAUGAGGACCAGCUGUUCCAGCGCACGGCCGAGGUGCACUCUCGGGUGCUCGCUGCCAACAAUGUGCGCCGCUUCUUUGGCUUUGUGGCGCUCAACAAGGAUGACGAGGAGCUGGUGGCCAACUUCCCAGUGGAAGGCACGCAGCCGCGGCCACAGUGGAAUGCCAUCACCGGCGUCUACUUGUACCGUGAGAACCAGGGCCUCCCACUCUACAGCCGGCUGCACAAGUGGGCCCAGGGUCUGGCAGGCAAUGGUGCGGCCCCAGACAACAUGGAGAUGGCCCUGCUCGCCUCCUAAGGAGCUGCUUCCCACCCCCUUUCCAAAUGGCAUGACUUGGUCCCAAACUGAACCCCACUGCUUGCUCACAUCUGUAUCAGAAGAGGAAUUUUUAAAAACUGUAUCUUCUUGGCUGGGGGAAAGGACCACAAGGCAAUCUGGGGGUGCGGAGAGACCCAGCAGACAAUGGAAGCCCCAGCCAGCAGGGCUGGUGACAGUGAAGCUCACCAGCAGGCUCCUUGAUGGUACCGUGUGUAGUUAAUGUGUGUCUAGCUGCAUAGGGACACCCAGCGCGGCAGUGUGGCCCUGGGAAGCAGCCUCCAAUGCAUGCCUCUGGCCUUAUUUUAUAUAUUUAAAUUUUUGAUAAAGCUUUUGUUACUAAAAGGAC